This is a messenger RNA of Colletotrichum scovillei, 2010 nucleotides long. RefSeq names its product choline dehydrogenase. The record is from RefSeq and is a predicted model, not a curated record. The transcript has 5 exons. Bases 1 to 2010 code for a protein of 669 amino acids. Gene Ontology annotation, molecular function: flavin adenine dinucleotide binding; oxidoreductase activity, acting on CH-OH group of donors. Lineage: Eukaryota; Fungi; Ascomycota; Sordariomycetes; Glomerellales; Glomerellaceae.
AUGCGCGUUUCACUCCUUUUCACACUCGUUACUGUUUUGGCCGACUCAGCCUCUUCCAUCGCUGUCCCAUGGAAGACUGCAAGGCAACAACCUCGUCAUGAGCCCUUCAUUGGUCGACGUGCCGCCAACACCACUCUUGACAACUACGACUAUGUCGUUGUUGGCUCAGGUCCUGGAGGAGGCCCUGUUGCGGCCAACCUUGCCAUCGCCGGAUACAAGGUGUUGCUGAUUGAUGCUGGAGGAGAUUCAGGCGACUCGUGGACGGAGAAGGUCCCGGCUCUUCACCUUAUGUCCACUGAGUUUGAGGACACAAGAUGGAAUUACUUUGUCAACCACUACCCCGACCUCGAGCAACAGAAGAGAGAUUCCAAGAUGACAUACGAGAUGCCCGACGGCAGUUUCUACGUCGGGCUUGAUCCUCCAGCUGAAGCAACCCCUCUCGGCUGUUCUCGCCACAACGCUCUCAUCACCAUCAACGCUCAUGACAGCGAUUGGACCAACAUUGCCACCCUCACCGGCGAUGACACCUGGAAGCCAGACAACAUGCGCUCGUACUUCCAAAAGAUCGAGAAGAACAUGUACCUUCCAUCAAGCAUCAUCGGACAUGGCUACAGUGGAUGGCUUGGUACCUCGCUCACUUCUCUGUCACUGGUGGUUGAAGACCAGAAGCUGCUCUCGUUGAUUAUUUCUGCUGCUACUGCCAUGGGGAAGAGCCUUCUUGGAUUAGUGCUCAGCACCGUCACUGGUCUUGGCCAGGUCCUCCUCCGCGAUCUCAAUGCGCCUGGUCAGACUAGCAAGACUGGAUUAUACCAGGUUCCGCUUUCGAUGACUGAUUCCAUCCGCGGUGGCCCCAGAGAUCUCAUUUUGGAUACUGCCAACGCUGUCAAUGCUGAUGGAUCGCGCAAGUAUCAUCUUGAUAUCAAGCUCGAUACCCUUGUCACCAAGAUUCGAUUUGAUGAGAGUGGUGACAAGCCUCGCGCGGUUGGUGUGGACUUCUUGGAGGGCUCCAGCCUUUACCGCGCCGAUCCCCGCUCAGGAUCUGCUUCAUCGACGGGAUCUGGUAGCGCUGAUGCCACUCGUGAGGUCAUCAUCUCUGCCGGGUCUUUCAACACACCUCAGCUUCUGAAGCUCAGUGGUAUCGGUCCGAAGGCAGAGCUCGACUCUUUCAAGAUUCCUGUUGUCGUCGAUCUCCCUGGUGUCGGAACCAAUAUGCAGGAUCGCUACGAAGCAACUGUGAUCGGGAAGACUAACAGCGACUUUGUCAUUACAAGUAAGUGCACCUUCUUGGAGACGUCUCCCGACCCUUGCCUCGAGGACUACCAGAACGGUCUCGAGCCCAUCACUAAGGGUGUGUACGCCACUAACGGCAUCGCGAUUGCCGUCAUCCUCAAGUCUUCCGUUGCCGAGAAUGAGCCCGACUUGCUCAUCUCCGGCGCGCCGGCCAAAUUCAAGGGGUACUUCCCCGGCUACGCCUCUGACUCGCUCGCCGACGCACAGCAUUGGGCGUGGAUCAUUCUCAAGGCUCACAGCAGAAACAAUGCCGGUACCGUGACCUUGAAGUCGACCGAUCCCAGGGACAUGCCCCUCAUCAACUUUAACUACUACGACACGGGUGUCAACAGCAACGGAGAGGCCGACAAGGAUCUUCAGGCUACCUACGAGGGCUUCGAGUUCACCCGAAAGGCCUUCGACAGCCUCAUCCCGCUCGACGGUAGCUUCCCCGAGGUUUGGCCCGGUACCAACACCUCCACGGAAGCGGACGCCAAGCAAUUCCUCAAGGACGAGACAUGGGGACACCACGCUUCGUGCACUUGUCCUAUCGGUGCUGAUGAUGACCCGAUGGCUGUCCUUGACACUAACUUCAAGGUCCGCGGCACCGAGGGCCUUAGAGUUGUUGAUGCUAGUGUCUUUCCCAAGAUCCCUGGAUUCUACAUUGCCCUGCCGUUGUAUGUGGUGUCGGAGAAGGCUAGCGAUGUGAUCAUCCAGGAAGCCAAGGCGUCAUCAUCCUGA